AGAGCUGGAGGGAGGAAGAUGAGCUGCAGCAGGUACCCCAUGGAGGUGAAGGCUGUGGGCUUGAUGCAAUGCAGAAAGCAGAAGAACUACAUGAUGGUUGUGUCUUGGUCAGAUCAGAACAACAUUCUCAUCUACAGGACGUUUGAAGACUUUAAGAGAUUCCAUAAAGACCUGAAGAGAAAAUUCCCCCUCGAGAGUGGCUCACUCAGGAGAUCUGACAGGACAAUCCCCAGGCUUAAAGAAGCCAAAGCAAAGCAGAGGAUGAGUGGGAAGCUGGACAAGUGCUUGGAGAUCCUGAAACUGCUGGAAACUUACUGCCAGGAGCUGCUGAACAAGGAUGCUAAAAUCUCCCAGAGUGAAGAUGUGGUUCAGUUUUUCAAGGCACGGACACAAGACCUGGAUCCCUCUUUUCCUGAGAACAGCGUGGUCAUCAUGCCAUCAGAAAUUGGAGGGGAAAAGAAAAACCAAUGUGGGCAGCAGCAGCUCCCCUCCAUCACCCACCCCCAGGUGUCCCAGAGCUACAGGUGCAUUGAAACCUUCGAAACCAAAGACACCAAGAACAAAGCUUUCAAAGUCGCCAAGAAGGAAAUUGUGGAAGUGUUGAUCAAGGAUAUGACAGGGUGGUGGCUAGUGGAAAAUGCAGACAAGCAGCUUGCCUGGUUCCCAGCCUCAUACCUGGAAGAGCUUGAUGCCCACAAGGACAUCCAGAGUGCCCUGAGCUCCAAGGAAGAGGGGGGCACUCUGUACUUCGUGGCACGGCCCUACGAGUCCCAGAAGGCAGAUGAGCUCUCCCUGAACAACGGGGUGGUGGUGGAGGUGGUCAGGAGGUCUGAUGAUGGCUGGUGGCUCAUCAGGUACAAUGGCCACACUGGCUACAUGCCCUCCAUCUGCCUCCAGCCCUACAAGAACCCUCACCACAAGCUCCAGACCAUCAUAACUUGUGGGAUCAACACCUCCACCCCCAACCUCUGCUCCUCCCUGGGGGUUCCCCAUCCCCGGGGUGAGCAGGGAGGACAGCACAGGCUGCAGCCUGGCUCUUCCCUGGACCAGACUGAAGAGGAUGGCAGCUCUCUGAGAAGCAGUCCAAGGUCUCUGCCCAGGGCCAGCUCCAGCCCAGAGCUGGAGUCAGACAGUUUGUCCCUCAGCUCAGGGAGCAGCAGGGAGCAGGACCCCCAGCUCAGCUGGCAGCCUGACUUCUCCAGAUCCCUGCCUGACGUGGAGCAGCCCAGGAGCUCUCUUGCCCCUGGGGACACCUCGGCCACGCAGAGCAGCAAGUCCCCACGCCUCACCCACAAGGACAGGAAAGAUUCAGGCUUCGUGGAGUCCUCUGCAGCUGAUUUCAGUCCCUCCCUCACUGACCCAGACUCUGCCACCGGUGUCCCCAAGGUGCCCACGCGGCCCUCGGCCCACGAGAUCCUCCAGAGGUGCACCACUGUCACCAAGAGAGCUGUGCAGCAAUCUUCCUCCUCCUCCUCCUCCAGGCCAGCCCCCUCCCCAGCUCUGCUCCCUCUCCCCAGUGUGCAUUAAUGUCCCCUGGGAGGCACAGACCCAGCCCUGGGCACCCUCACCCACCCAGUCCCCCCAGGAGCCAUGGGCAGGGUCAGGGCUUUCCCAGAUGAUCCCAGAUCCUGAUGAAAACACACA
Calypte anna (Anna's hummingbird) is the source of this 1644-nucleotide messenger RNA. RefSeq names its product NADPH oxidase organizer 1 (gene NOXO1). The record is from RefSeq and is a predicted model, not a curated record. NCBI's taxonomy places the organism in Eukaryota, Metazoa, Chordata, Aves, Apodiformes, Trochilidae. Gene Ontology annotation, biological process: superoxide anion generation. Bases 19 to 1527 code for a protein of 502 amino acids. Gene Ontology annotation, molecular function: superoxide-generating NADPH oxidase activator activity; protein binding; phosphatidylinositol binding. The transcript is spliced from 8 exons.